Messenger RNA from Salmo salar (Atlantic salmon), 7275 nucleotides. Its product is annotated as unconventional myosin-XV. Gene Ontology annotation, molecular function: protein binding; ATP binding; cytoskeletal motor activity. Lineage: Eukaryota; Metazoa; Chordata; Actinopteri; Salmoniformes; Salmonidae. The record is from RefSeq and is a predicted model, not a curated record. Gene Ontology annotation, cellular component: myosin complex; cytoskeleton.
AUGCUUUUCUGUAUCUACUCCAUCAGGUGUAUGCCUACGGUGGGUCACAGGGUGAAGCCUUGGGCGUACGGCAUGGAAGACAUGACACAGCUGGAGGAGCUGAAUGAGACCACGGUGCUGAUGAACCUGAAGAAGCGCUACGACCAGGAACUCAUAUAUACAUAUAUAGGUAUUAUCCUCAUCUCAGUGAAUCCCUACCAGAUGUUCAACAUGUACGGGACGGACGUGGUGUUGCAGUAUGAAGGACGCGGAAUAGCAGACAACCCUCCGCAUCUGUUUGCCAUCGCCAGUGUUUCCUACACCACCAUGAUGGAUGCUAAACACAACCAGUGUAUCAUUAUCAGUGGGGAGAGUGGAUCAGGGAAAACUGAAGCGACUAAAAUGGUCCUCCGUUACCUGACAGCUAUACAUCACAAACGCAACAUAACACAACAGAUUGAGAUCCUGGAGGCCACACCCCUGUUGGAAUCCUUUGGGAACGCCAAAACGGUCCGGAACGACAACUCUAGUCGCUUCGGGAAAUAUGUGGAGAUAUUUCUGGAAGAAGGUGUAAUCAGCGGUGCCAUAACGUCUCAGUAUCUACUGGAGAAGUCCCGCAUCGUCUUUCAGGGUAAAUCAGAGAGAAACUACCAUAUCUUCUAUGAGCUGCUGUCUGGUCUGGAGCCUCACCAGAAACGCUCUCUUUACCUGCAAGAGGCGGAGACAUACUUUUACCUCAACCAGGGUGGUGACUGUGUGAUAGAGGGGAAGGACGACGGGGCAGAUUUCCGUCGUGUGCAGAGUGCCAUGGACAUCCUGUGUUUCAGUCCCGACGAGCAGAACGGCAUCUACAGAAUACUGUCCUCCGUACUACACCUAGGGAAUGUAUACUUCCAGCCAUUCCAGGCUGAAGGCCAGGAGGUGGCGACGGUGGUCAGCGAUCAGGAGAUCAGAGUCGUAGCUGAGCUGCUCCAGAUCUCUCCUGAGGGACUCAAGAAGGCCAUCACACACAAAGUCACGGAUACUGUCCGGGAGAAGAUCUACACCCCCCUGACUGUGGAGAGCGCUGUGGACGCCAGAGACGCUGUCGCGAAGAUCCUGUACUCGCUGCUGUUUCAUUGGCUGACCGAGAAGAUAAAUGGGCGGGUCUAUCCUCACAACGAGGCUCUGUCCAUCUCUAUACUGGACAUAUACGGCUUCGAGGAUCUGUUAUUCAACAGUUUUGAGCAGCUGUGUAUCAACUAUGCCAACGAGACGCUGCAGUUAUACUUCAACAGGAUCAUCUUCAGGGAGGAGCAGGAGGAGUACAUCAGGGAGCAGAUCAGCUGGCAAGAGCUUCCCUUCAGCGACAACCAGGCCGUCAUCGACCUCAUCGCCGCUAAGCCCCAUGGGAUUCUGAGGAUCCUCGACGACCAGUGCGGCUUCCCACAGGCGACAGACCACACCUUCCUCCAGAAGUGUAACUAUCACCACGGUAACAGCGAUCUGUACGCCCGGCCGAAGAUGCCCCUCCCGGAGUUCACGCUGAAACACUACGCUGGGAAAGUCACAUACCAGGUGCAUAAGUUCCUCCAUAAAAACUUUGACCUGGUCCGUCAGGAUGUCCUGGAGCUGUUCAGUCGGAGUAAGAACCUCACGGUGUCCAACCUGUUCCUCAAACACAGCGAGGGUCUGGCGUCUCAGCAGCGUUCUGCCGUCAGGAGGGGCUCCACCGCUCGCCGCCUCGCCGGCAACACCGUCAGCGCCAAGUUCCAGAGCAGUCUGCAGGACCUGGUGGAGAAGAUGGAGAGAUGUAAACCGUACUUUGUACGUUGCAUCAAGCCAAACCAGCACAAGGAACCGGGCCAGUUUGAAAUGGAACUGGUGAAGACUCAGCUACGCUACUCUGGUAUCCUGGAGACCGUACGCAUCAGGAAGGAGGGAUACCCAAUCAGAAUACCUUUCCACCACUUCCUCAACAGGUACAAGGCGUUGCUGUGUCUAAAGGAGAUACUUCCAGCGGACGGGGACACCUGUGUUGAGAUGAUCCAUAAACUCUGUCCUGUUAAACCUGGAACAUACCAAGUAGGAGUUACCAAGAUGUUCCUGAAGGAGGAGCUCCACCAGGUGUUGGAGCGGAAGCGUGACCUGGUGAUCCACGUGGCGGCCGUGACGCUGCAGCGCUGCAUUCGUCUGUACUUCAUCAGGAAGAAACGGAACAAGUUCAGAAACACCAUGAUUCAUCUACAGACCUACUGCAGAGGACACCUGGCUAGGAAGAGGUUUGCUCUGAAGAGGAAGUGCCUCAUCAAAUUCCGUUCCAUCGUGUUGCUCUACAUCAACCGACGAAGCUACGUGAAGGAGCGAGCCAACAGAGAGGUGGUAAACGUUACAACUCUGCCCAUCCCUGCUGAGCUGGGGUUUCUGCUGCAGGCUACCGCAGGUAGGGAGCUCCACUCUCAGUGUCUAGCUCUGGUCCAAGCCCCUAUGGUCCAGGUGGAUACUCAGCUGACUCUGCCGCUAGACAUCAACAACUACCUCAUCACUCACUACAUCAGGACCAUCUUCAGGGAAGCCUUGUUUGGGAUGUUGUUUGCUCCACUGGAGCGCUCUCUGACCCGAGUGGACGAGGAACUGAAUCAGCCAGCGGUGGAAGUCUUCAUGCUGAUUCUGAGGUUCAUGGGGGACCCCGAUCUGAACGGAGCUCAGGAGAACCUGUUUGGCAACUACAUCAUCCAGAAAGGACUGGCCAAUCGGGGCCUCCGAGACGAGAUCCUGGCGCAGGUAGCCAAUCAAGUGUGGCGAAACGUCAACCCUCAGAACUCGGAACGCGGUUGGCUUCUCCUGUCCGCGUGUCUCUCAUCCUUCCCUCCGUCGCAGCGGCUGGAAAAAUACCUGCUCAAAUUCGUCUCAGACUACGGUCCAGUAGGAUACGACUGUCUGUGUCAACACCGUAUACUCCAGUCCAUGCAGAGGACGUCACUGGGUUACCACGGUUACCACGGUUACCACGUCUCCCGGACCUACCCUCCAUGUCUGCUGGAAUGGACGGCCAAUCGCAAGAUGGCUCACACCGUCCUGCAGAUACACUGUUACACUGGCGUGUCCUUCCUGUGUCUACUACACUCAUGGACCACUGGAGAGGUCCUGGCCAGAGACAUCUUACAGCACAUCGGUGUGUCUGAGGGUGGGCGGGGCUGGUCCGUGUUGCUACGGGAACCGUCCCAGUGGGUGGAGCUGGAGGGCGGCGACUACGUGUUUGACCUGAUCUCAGACCUGGAGUUGCCGACUGACUUUUCCAAACAGAAGAACUACUUUGUCGUAUCAGCACAGGACCCCAGCAGGCUCACGACUAGCAUCAGUAGCCUGAUGGGCCGUGGGUUUGGACCAGAUGAAAGCCAGUCCAGACCCUCCUCCAUGAACACUACCAGCAGACACAGCUCUGGGGCGCUCUACGGACACGACUCAGAGCCCCAGAGAGGGAUGGAUCGUUACCUUGAUAGCCUGUUUGACCCUGUUCUCUCAGACGGCACAGGGGACAUGGAGCAUCCAUCUGGUCUCUCCAACAGGAUGCAGGGGGGUGGGGGUGUCGGAGGGGGGAGAUGGGACCCACAACCGGGCUCCGGCACCCCUUACUCCACCCAGCCACCCCCUGGAGACAACCUAAACACCUUCUUCGCCCGCUUUGAGGAAAACACAGCGCAGCCAACGAGGGCCACCGACGUUCAUGAAGACAGUGAGCUCUUGUUCUCCGUUGACCUGACCCCUUACACACCCUUCCCCCCAAGCCCGUAUGCUAACAUCACUCCUAGCCCAUAUGCUAACAUCACUCCUAGCCCGUAUGCUAACACCACUCCUAGCCCGUAUGCUAACAUCACUCCUAGCCCGUAUGCUGUCAUGCCUCCCAGUCCUUAUGCUGCUGCCCCUGCCACCUCCAGUCCAGCCAGCCUCCCUGACCAAUUUCCUACCGACCAGAGCCAGAACCUUAAACCCAACUCCACUACCCAGCAUGCCCCUGUCUACCCUGAUGCUAGCCAGCCCACCAGUCCUGAGGUACAGCCACAUCCAGCCAGCGUCCCUGACCCCUAUCCUACCACCCAGGCCAAGCUGGAAGGUAAAGACUGGGUUCCUCAUCAGAAGUCUCCAGCCGUCCCCAUCAGCAAGGAACCUGCCAGGAAGUUUGCCCCGGUGGUUACCAGUCCUGCGCCCCCUGCUGCUGAGGUGGUGAAGUCGUCAGUGUUGCCUCAGGUUGACAUCGUCCCCAGCAGUAACAUCAAGGAUAUCAUCAGACAGUAUGACUCUCCUCCGCCACUGACUGAUGCCCUACCGCCGGGCAAGAGGAGACCGGAGGGGAAGUUUAUGAAAAUGCACAAUCCUCGUGAUGAAGCUCUAGAGAUCCUCAGACCUCAGAUGGACAACCCAGCACCACAGCCCAAGCGUCCCUUAGGCCCAAGCCCCUCUGCGACGGCUCUGAAGGAAGCAGGGUUUAAUCCCACCAAGAGGUCCAAGAAGAAGAAGAAGGUCCCGGAACGCCCUGAACCACUGCCUCUACCAGUAUCGCGGGAGCUGCCAGUGGAGGCGGAGACUAUUCAGACCCAACUGCAUCGCAGCAAAUCACAGGAACACUACACCUACACCAACGUACCCUGGGAGAUCUACCUCAGGAAGGAGGUGUUCUACCCUAAUGACGGCUUCGACCACCCCCUGGUGCUGGACCUCAUAUUCAAACAGAUAGUAAAUGACACUCUGUCUCCGGCGUGUGUUAGAAUCUCCAAUCAGGAGAGAAUGAAGAUGAAGUCUCUGUUUGAGAAACAUGGCGUCGAGCGUAACACGGACACAGUGGACGAGGAGGUGAAGAAGGCAGUUGUCACAGUAGCCAAAGAAUCCUGGGAUAUUUAUUUUUCAUGCCUAUUUCCUGCCUCUGGUAGUGCAGGUACAGGUGUACAGGUGUUGUCCGUUUCUCACACUGGGAUGAAGCUCCUGAAGACAGUGAAGAGCAGCACUAAAGAGUCGGACUACUUCAGAGUCCUACGACAUUACACCUACGCGGACAUCCUUUUUUUGACCGUACAGUCAGAGAACAUGCUGGAGUUUCAUCUGACCAAUGAGAAGCUGAUUUUGUUCUCAGCCAAGGCUCCGCAGGUCAAACACAUGGUGGACGACUUCAUCACUGAGAUCAAGAAGGACUCCCAGUACGUGGUAGCGGAGCGUAACUUGGUGACAGACGAUCGUUCUCUCCUCGCUUUCCAUAAAGGUGACAUCAUCAGGCUGCAGGUCAUGGAAGGACUGGAAAAAGGGUACAGCUACGGCUCUGUUGUGAGGAAGACGGUGGUGUUUCUGGAGGAGAUGAAGAGGGACACGCCAGACUUUGGCUGGAAGUUUGGAGGGGUGUUUGGUCGUGCCGGGGCAUUCCCGACAGAUUUUGUCCGUCCCGUCGCCGCCCCUGACUUCCUGUCCCUCCCGGCCGACCGCAGGGCAGAUCUUAAAGGAGGAGCGGGGCGUGUUGCCGUGACGUCAGCUAUGGCUGUCGCCGUGGCGUCCAGCGCGGCCGCUCACGAGAUAGAUCCCACCCUGGAGGAAGGGUUUGAUGAGGUCCUGGAGGUCGAUGAGAGCGUUCUGCAGGACACGCGUUACGAUAUGGUGGAGUUCGCAAAGAGAUAUUACAGACCAGCUACCAAGGGUGCCUCUGUGAAGUCCAAGAAGCCCAAAGACACCAGAGAUCCCUUUGAAAUGGUCAGGUUCUCCAAGUCUCCACUGUCUGAAUCUCUGAUAGAGUUCACUGAUCCUGCCAUGAACAGAGUGGCUACAGACAUCUUCCUAUCGGUGAUGCGUUUUAUGGGAGACCACCCGCUGAAGGGACUGACAGAACAGGAAGUAGUCAACACCUUCCUGAAGCUGAUUGGACAGUUUGGUCUGAUGAAGGAUGAAGCCUACUGUCAAAUCCUCAAACAGAUUACAGGAAACACCAGCUCUAAACCGGACAGCUGUCAGCGUGGUUGGAGGUUGCUUUACAUCCUGACUGCGUUCCAUCGCUGCUCUGAGGUCCUGAAGCCCUUCCUGUUAAAGUUCCUACAGGACGCCAGCCACAGCCAGGGACCACUGUUUCAGGGUAUAGCCAGGGCGUGUGAGCAGAACCUGAGGAAGACCUUUCGGUACGGAGGACGCGUCGUUCCUCCCAGCAGCAUGGAACUCAAAGCUACGGUGGCAGGGAGGAGCUCCAAGAGACAACUGUUCCUGUUCCCAGGAGGCAUCGAACGGCACCUGAAGAUCAAGACCUGCUCUGUGGCGCUGGACGUGAUCGAGGAGCUGUGUUAUGAGAUGGGCCUACACAGACUGGAGGCCGUUGACGAAUACGCUGUCUUCCUGGUCACGAAGAGAGGUCAGAAUGUCCGUCCCCUCAAUAAGAGGGAGUACAUCCUGGACAUUGCUACGGAGGCAGAGCCAGUGGACAGUGACUACAGCCUGUGGUUCAGGAGGGUCGUCUGGACUCAGACGCUGAAAUUUGACAACGAGCUCUGCGUCACCAUGCAUUAUAACCAGGUGCUUCCGGACUACCGUAAGGGCUUGAUGAACACGCUGCCCAGAGGGAAAGUCUCUGAACAGCAGUUCCUCCAGAUCUCUAAGCUGUCAGCUCUGCAACACAGAGCCAAGGACAUCCCGUUCAUGCCCAGCAUCCAUGAGUUGUCGGAGUACAUCCCCCCCCUUCUGUUCGGGAAGCAGCCCCCCCAGGCAUGGGUCACCAUGGUAACGCAGCACAUGCAGCAGGUCCAGACCCUCAACCCGCACCAGGCCAAAGCUCAGUUCCUGGGUCUGGUCAGUUCGUUCCCCAUGUUUGGCUCCUCGUUCUUCUUCGUCCAGUCCAGCAGCAGUGGCUCCAUGUACGCUCCCUGUAUCCUGGCUGUUAAUCCACGUGGACUGCACUUUCUCAACAAGGACACUCACGAGCUGCAGACAGUAGUCCCCCUGGCGGAGGUGCAGUCUACCCGCACCCAGAGACCCUCGGCCGGGACCAGCUAUCCUUACGUAGACCUCACUCUGGGAGAUCUGAACACUCAGAGAGUCACACAGAUACAGCUGAAACAGGGACUGGAGCUUUGUCGGGUCAUUGCCAUGCACGUGGAGAACAUGCUGUCUCUCCGGGAGAAGAGAUUCACCCUGCCACCAAGCGAUAUCACUGUGUUAUGAGACACUGUCUGUCUGUCUGUCUGUCUGUCUGUCUGUCUGUCUGUCAGGGAGAAGAGACUCACCCUGCCACCCAGCGAGGUCACUGUGAUAUAAGACACACACACUGUAAAAGCAUAAAACAUGUGAUAUGUU